CACCAAUAACAACAAAAGGAAGUAAUAAGUAGGAUCACAAUUCAGAUGAGCAGUUUCGUUCUUAUCAGGGAGAUGGCAUGUUAAACCUUCCCCCAAAAUUUGAAUUUGAAUUUACUAUUAGUAGUUCAUAAUUAAUCCAACAUUGUUAGGUAAACCUAACACUGUGGAUUCCGCCUGUGUGGAGUUUUUAAUGUUAUCUCCUUGCUUGGGUGGGUUUUCUCUGGGCACUCCAGUUUCCUCCCACAUUCCAAAAACAUGUAUGAUAGGUUAACUGACGCCUCUAAAUUGCCCAUAGGUGUGAAUGUGAGUGCAAAAGGUUGUUCGUUUUUCUGUAUGUGCCCUGCAAUAGGCUGGUGACCAGUUCAGGGUGUGCCCUGCGUUUUGGCCGAAGAUAGGUGGGACAGACUCCAGGACACCUGCGACCUUUGUGAGGAUAAGCGGAAGGGAAGAUGAAUGAAUGAACAUUUUAACCUGGACAAAAUCCACCAAUUUCUUUUGAAAUUGUCCUCAUUUUUGUUGUCCCGUGUGAGCCGGGACCUAUCCCGUCUAAUUUUGGGCAAGAGGUGAGGUACACCCUGGACUGGUCGCUGGACAAUCGCAUUUGGAAUUUACGGGCAAUGUGGAAUAGGCUCCAGUGACCCUAACCAGGAUAACCGGUGUUGAGAAUGAUUGCUUGGACAGACAAUUUGGAGUGUUCAGUUAGCAAUUAGUACAUGUAAACAUACAGGAUGAGAUUUGAACCAAGAACCCAUCUACUGUGAGCCAGAGGUGCUAACUACUGGGCAACUCACAUGAAUAAAAGAAGAACAAAUCUUCCAUAAUUUGGAUAUAUGAUGACACACAUGGACAGCCGAACAGGGGGAAAAAAGGGAUGAUGAUACACUUGGUUAGAUUUAACAUUUCAUGAUGGAUCCACUCUCUUGGUUGACUUGAAUUGAGGUGUGGCUAUAGUGCAGAGCCAUGGCCCGAGAAUCAGUCCAGAUGGCCAGCCGCUUCACCACAGCGUCGGCCAGGAAGUUUGGACAGCAUCCCUGAUUUAGCGUUCAUUGGAUUUAGCAAGGGUGGAGGAAGUGGGAGUGUCAGGGAUUGCACAAUGUUUGAGUGGAGGAAUGUGUCUGGCCCUUGAGACCAAUAUCUAUUUCAACUGCAAAUCCUGAAAAGCGAUGCGCUGAAAUGGAAAAAUACCAAAUAUCAUAGCAAGAAAAGCUAGCUACGCUAUCUUGAUUUUAAUAGCUUUUGUAAUUAAACUAAGAUGACUCGUGGUUAGGCCAAAAACCAAGGCAUAAAAAUAAAUCAAUAAUUGGAAGCAAAAAUGAGGAAUCUUAUUUUUUCCUCAAACUUUGACCCCUGUUAAUCUUGCUUUGUGGGACCGGGGUCGUGCAAAUAUUGCUGGAGGAGUGACACGGUGUCCGAUGUGAUCGGACACGAGUUUUUGUGUUUAUUCAGACAAAGGUCAGUGCACUUUGAACAUGGCCGAGCUGUGCAUACUUGAGCUACUGUAGUGGAAAACAAAAAUGGCCAUGGAGUAAACUAUUGGGGGUCCGACAAUGGCUUACUCGCACUGCUCAAAAAAAAAAAAAAAAAAAUUAAAUUACCAUCUUCUAGCAUUAUUUGAUUCAUUUCAUUAAAUAAAAGAGGGUUUUCAUUAAUAAUAAUCCUUUUAUUAUUGUUACCUAAUAUUUUCAAGCACACUUUAUAGCCCUAUUGUUAUUAUGAUUAUUGGUAGUAAUAGCUUUUCAUUAUCUAUAAUUGUUUUCCAUUUUAAAAGACAUUGUGUUGUAUUUGAAUACAUUUAGCACGAGAGAGAGAGAGAGAGAGAGAGAGAGAGAGAGAGAGAGAGAGAGAGAGAAGAGAAAGAGAAAGAGAGAGUUGUAAUGGUGUGGGUGAACCACUGGGCGAGACUGUGUCUCUGUGUUGGCCGCGAAAGAGGAGGGGAGGUGCAGCCUGGCGUCGGGAGGACCGCCGCCAUUAUUGGGAAGCUGACAAAAAAAAAAAAAAACAAGACUAAUCCACACAUCGUCACACGUUUUUUUCCCCCUCUACCAGGCCAGCGAAAAAGACCGGAAUCCAACCUUUUUUUUUUUCAAGCUCCGUUCGUAUCAUUCAAGACGGCUCGCCCCUUUUCCCCUCUCCUGGCGAAUCUUUUAUUUUGGACACAACAAAGGAAAUAAUAAUUGCUCCAAACAACGUGGUGGCGAAGCAAGAGAGGAAAAGACUCCGGGAGGACGUUUUUUUUUUUUUUUUUUAAAAAACUAGCAAACCCUCCAUUUUUCUUCAUUCCUCGUUAACAGGGGUGUUGAAGACGACUUUGUGCGGCAUUUUUGUUUCCCCCCCUAGACUAGCAUUUGUCGGUUCGCCCUCCGGUACAUGCAUACACGCUCGCACGCACGCAGAAAUGCUGUGAAAACUUCAGACGUGAGCCUACAAAGUGACAAACUGCAAGUAGGCAAAGGAGUGGACCGAAUCCGAAGAGGAAGGAAUGAUAUGGGUCAGAUCUGAGUAUCGUGAAAUCCUUUUGCAUGGGAUCCCUGUGCCCUUGGCAUCCUCUGUCUCACACUAUAGCUUGAGGCAAGGAUGACAAGAUGAGCUUCUGCCAGCGAUGAUGAUGGCCAAAAAGCAAGAUGUCCGGGCACCUACCUACAACCUGGUUGUGGUUGGGCUGUCUGGUACAGAGAAAGAUAAGGGCCAAUGUGGAGUGGGAAAGUCCUGCCUGUGCAACCGAUUUGUCCGGCCAAGUGCCGAUGACUUCUACCAGGACCACACCUCAGUUCUCAGCACCAGUGACUUUGGAGGCCGUGUAGUGAACAAUGACCACUUCCUCUUCUGGGGAGAGGCUGUGAGGACUGUGGAGGAGGGGCCAGAGUGGCGUAUGAAUGUGGUGGAACAAACAGAAUUCAUUGAUGAUCAGACUUUCCAGCCACACCGAAGCACAGCACUGCAGCCAUAUAUCAAGAGGGCUGCUUCCACCAAGUUGGCUUCAGCUGAGAAGCUGAUGUACUUUUGCACAGACCAGUUGGGGCUAGAGCAAGACUUUGAACAGAAACAGAUGCCUGAGGGCAAGCUUAUGGUAGAUGGAUACUUACUCUGUGUGGAUGUUAGCAGGGGUAUGAACCGCAGCUUUGAGGAUCAGAUGAAAUUUGUUACCAAUCUGUACAACCAACUAGCCAAAACUAAGAAACCUGUGGUACUGGUUCUCACCAAAUAUGAUGAAGGAGUUGACCGCAAUAUUAAGGACUCACACACCUUUGCACUCGCAAAGAAAAACCUACAGGUGGUCGAAACAUCAGCGCGAUCAAAUGUCAAUGUUGACUUAGCCUUUCUGACACUUGUUCAAUUAAUUGACAAAGGCAGAGGAAAGCCCAAGAUAAUUCCUUACUUUGAAGCACUGAAACAGCAGAGUCAACAGAUUGCCUCUGCCAAGGACCGAUAUGAGUGGCUCGUAAACAAAAUUGUGAAAAAACAUAAUGAGUUAUGGCCCGUUACCAGCUCCCGCAUGCAGACAUCUCCAGAGUACAAGGACUAUGUCUUCCUUGAGGGGACAGCUAAAGCAAAGAAACUCUUUCAACAACAUGUGCAUAGACUAAAGCAAGAUCAUAUAGAGAAACGCAGGAAGUCGUAUCUCAGUACUCUGCCACAGGCCUUGUCUAAACUUUUACCACAACUGGAUGAGAUAGACCACUUGAGCUGGUCUGGUGUUCAGAAAGUACUGGAGACCAAGAGAGAUUUUUCCCAUUGGUUUGUUGUAUUAGAUGACACACCAUGGGAGACCACACCCCACAUUGACAACAUGGAAGAUGAUCGCAUACCCCAGGACCUCCUCGAAACACAGACAGCUGAGGCCAUUUAUGAGACCCACCUGGAGCAGCUCAGGAAUGACCGCAAACGGGCUGAAAUUAGAUGGGAGUUCAAGGAAAAGCUUAGUGUCUCUCAAUUCAUUACUCCAGGCAAACCAUGGGAGGAGGCUCGGAGCUUCAUCAUGAAUGAAGACUUCUACCAGUGGCUUGAUGAAGCGGAAUAUCUGGAUAUCUACAAUAAACACCAGAAGGAGAUUAUUGACAGAGCCAAAGAGGACUUCCAAGAACUGCUUCUUGAGUACUCUGAACUUUUUUAUGAAUUGGAGGUGGAUGCAAAGCCAAGUAAAGAAAAAAUGGGAGCAAUUCAGGAACUACUGGGUGAGGAACAAAGGUUUAAAGCCUUGCAGAAGCUGCAGCCAGAGAGGGAUGCUUUGGUAUUGAAACAUAUCCACUUUGUGUACCAUCCUACAAAGGACACCUGUCCAAACAGCCCCCACUGCGUGGACUCUAAACUCGAGCAGAUCCUUGCUUCCAGAUUCCCCACUCGCUAUGCAUCACCAGACAGUUCAAGACUGGAUGGAGGCAGGGCAGAGAGGAUAAAUCUCGUCAUACUAGGCAAAGAUGGCCUUGCCAGAGAAAUGGCAAAUGAAAUAAGAGCAUUGUGUACCAGUGACGAUAGGUAUGUGUUAGAUGGAAAGAUUUAUGAAUUAGCUCUUCGUCCAAUAGAGGGCAAUGUACGGCUGCCAGUUAAUUCAUUCCACACACCAACCUUUGCACCCCAUGGUUGCCUUUGCUUGUACAACUCAAAGGAAUCACUGUCAUAUGUCGUAGAAAGUGUGGAAAAGCUUAAAGAGUCAACCAUAAGUAGAAGGGACCGAGAAAACAUUUUACCCCAAUUUCCACUUUUCCUCUUGCUCGUGACUAAGCGUGGGGUGGGUUCCAUAGGUGAUAUCGGAGGGGAAACAGCUCAGACUCUUAUCCAUCAAGGCCUGCAGGUUUCUGCAAAGCAACAGUUUUGUUACCUAGACCCAGCAUCUCCAGGCAUAGGCUAUGGGCGCAAUUUCAAUGAGAAGCAUCUCAACCAGAUGUUGAGAGGCCUCCUAGAGUCCCGGAGAACCCUAUGGAGCAGCUCUCCACCCUUACCCCCAUCAUUGUCUGCCUUCAGAGACUCUCAGUCCCAACCAAUUCUAGAAUCCGACCUCAAAAUCGUCAUGUGCCUCAUGUGUGGCGAUACCUAUGAUCUAGACCAGCUCCUGGCUCCUUUCUUGUUGCCCCAGCAUUGUCGCCCUGCUAUUAGCCUAAACAGUGGCACUUCUAUCCUACUGGAUCUGAGUAUAGGUGGUCAGAGGCAGACUAUCGAGUUGUCCUUGCUAUCUUUCCAUUCCUCAUUCUCCCUCCGCAAGACUAAGCUGGUCCAUGGCUACAUUGCAGUUUACUCUGCUCGACGGAAGGCCUCUUUGGAAACUUUGUGUGCUUUUCUGUGUGAGGUUCAAGACAUCAUUCCAGUCCAGUUGUUAGCAGUUGGGGAAAGCCAGAUGGAGCUUUCAGACUCAGAGUCAGCUAGGGAACAGGUCAGUCAGGGAGAGGAACUCGCUCAUGAAAUUGAGGCAAGGUUCAACACAAUAAUAUGUGGGCAUGGAGGAGUUGUAGGUGGGCUUCAUAAAAUAGAUCUUUUCCAAGAUUUUCUCAAGGAAAUAGUGGAGAAGCGAACUAUUAUUGAAGCUACGCACAUGUACGAUAAUGUGGCUGAAGCAUGCACCAAUGAGAGUACCAGCCCCCGUUGUGGCUCACCCAGUCCAGUCAACAUUCUUAUGGACUCAGAAGAUGAUCGUGACCCAUCACCACCUUACCCUACCCUGAGGGAAGAAGGAGGGAGUGGCUCCCAUCUAGUAACCUUCAAGCUGCCAGAUCUGGAUUCAAGUGAAAGAUUUUCUGUCAUUUCUGAGCUCAGCACUUUCGAGAGUAAGUUGAACAACAAGGUGCCUCCCCAGGUAAAACCUAAACCUGUGCGCAAGGUCAAUCUUGGCCCUUACAUGGACCAUCAGGUUGGGACUAACCGACGCUCCUUGCCCCAAGCUGUCACUUGGGCUCCGGGUAGUGAUGGUGGGUACGAUCCCUCUGACUACGCAGAGCCAAUGGAUGCUGUGAGCAAACCUCAACAUGGAGAAGAGGAGAGCAUUUACUCCGUCCCUCAUGACAGCACACAGGGCAAGAUAAUCACCAUCCGCAAUGCUAACAAAGGUCACUCCAAUGGUAGUGCUGGGGGCAAUGGGUCGGACAGUGAGGCUGAUGGCAACUCACUGGAGCGCAGAAGAAAGUUUUCAGCUAUUGGAAAAAAGCCCAAGCUGUACAGAGAUCGGUCAAAGCGACUUGGAAAGUUCAGCAGUUUUAGGACGAGCUUUUCACUCGGCAGCGAUGAUGAAAUAGGAGGUCCACCAAAGGCUAGCCAAGACGAUGGAGGUGCCCAAAAGGACAAUUCCAUUGAGGAGAAUGAGGAUCCAAAAAAGAGAAAUAUCCUGAAGAGCCUGCGUAGAAAUACAAAGAAACAGCGAGCCAAGCCGAGGCAUUCCAUCUCAAAACCUAUUGAGAGCAACUACUUCGGAAUGCCACUGGUUACCGUGGUAACUCCGGAGAGGCCCAUCCCAGUGUUCAUUGAGAAGUGUAUCCGAUUUAUUGAAACAACAGGCUUGAGCACCGAGGGUAUCUACAGGGUAAGCGGGAACAAAGCGGAGAUGGAGAUCAUGCAGCGUCAAUUUGACCAAGACCACAACUUGGACCUGGUGGAGAAAGACUUUACCAUAAACACAGUAGCCGGGGCCAUGAAGGCCUUCUUCUCCGAGCUUCCCGAGCCCCUGGUACCCUACAGCAUGCAGGGAGAGCUGGUGGAGGCUUUCAAGAUCAACGAUAGGGAGCAGCGCUUCCAGACGAUGAAGGACAUUCUCCGCCGCUUCCCCCGGGAGAAUUAUGAGGUCUUCAAAUAUGUUAUCAGUCACUUGAACAAGGUGAGUCAGAACAGCAAGCUGAACCUGAUGACCAGUGAGAACCUGUCCAUCUGCUUCUGGCCCACGCUGAUGCGCCCUGACUUCACCACAAUGGACGCACUGACUGCCACGCGCACCUACCAGACAAUCAUCGAGAGCUUCAUCCACCAGUGCGCGUACUUCUUCUACAAUCAACCACUAGCCGACGGCCUCCCGGGCUCGCCGACCUCCAUGCUCUCCUACGGCGUGGGCACCUCGGCGUACUCAUGCAUGGUCGGCAGCUACUCCUCGCCAGCGCCAUCCCCCCCGACCCCAUACGUCCUCCCGGCAACUCCUCCCGUCAUCCCGCACUAUGGCCCCCCCAUCCACCACCACCACCACCAAUCGCCACCCCGCUCCCCACCGCCGACCCCGCAGUUACCCAUCCCCGCCCUGCUCCCGCCCUCCCUCCACCCACAUCACCCACCUACGGAACAACACAUGCUGUGAACCAUCAAGGGGAAAGAAAAAAAAAAAAAGAGAUUGCGAGUGCUGCAGCAAGAGAUACUCACAAAGGAAUGGAAGGAGGACCCAAGGACAGGAAAUGGGAUAAGGACAUUGGGAGAUCUGCAGUAUGCACAGGGAGAUACUUUGGGAGAAAAGUACUUGAAUAGAGAGGCCCAGACUAGCCCCACCACCACCACCACACACACAAACACACGCACACACACCCAUUGUCACUUAAACUGAGGAACAACAUGAAGAUUGAGAUGUUUCGAGGACCGAAGAGGGACUCUGGGAGGGACUCCAUGGGGUCACACAGGAGAAAUGUCAGCUCAGAAAACACAAUUGACAUUAGCAGCCUCAAAGCAACUUUUUCUUUAUCUUUUUUUUUUUUUUUUUUUUUUUUUUAAAUCUCGCUGGAGGCCCCCGCCACACACACUUGCUGACUCAAAUCCUUGCCUCCGCACACAUACACACAAACAAAGACGGUUUCACUCGAGGGUUUUUUUGUCCAACACCCAAGACAGAGGGGAAAAAAAACAAGAACUCAACCAACCGGAUCUGCAAAUCAGAGCAAAGGAUCUUGGGUGCUCUCCCUUCCUUGGCAGUCAGUCUACUGUAUGUUCACGCUAUCUUUGUGUGACCGUGAUUAUGAAGUUACUGAUAGCAUUUUAAAAAGUCAACCCACAGCUCAAGUUUCCACCCUUUUCUUUUGCCAGUCAGUGCGCAAGUGUGUUUGUGCGCACGCAUGAGUUCUUUUUACCUGGUUGGCAGUGAGUUUUGUGUGUGUGUGUGUGUGUGUGUGUGUGUGUGUGUGUGUGUGUGUGUGUGUGUCAAGUAGGCAUUGCUGUCGUUUUCAUAGUAAGGACCUUGUUUGAAAAGCACUUUUCUGAGCACUUUCAAGCCACAUUUUUUUUUUUUAAAUUGGAGCUGUGACUUCACCCUUCACUCACUUAUGGCAGAACACCACUGACAUCUAGAGGAUCAAUCGGAGUAUAGCAGCCACUACAUGGGCGUUGCGCCAUAGCGUUUACUUAUUUUUUUUUUUUUUUUUUUACUGCCAGCUUUCUUUUUCUAAAGCUGUGUUUACCAACAUUUUUUUUUAGCCAUUGCACAUACUUUACAUUUGGAAAAAUCUCACAGCACACAACUUCAACAACAAAAUCACAAAUCGUGGAUACAUGUUAAUUCCCAUUUACUGUAAUGGAAAAGCAUAUUAUUGUAGUCACUGGCAUGAAUACAAAGUAAGCAGUAAAUAAUAUUUACUGCACUGAAAAUUUAAUGAAAUGUUAGGAAUUACUCUUCUAACAAGUGAGGUAAUUAUGGUGUGGCAUCAACUUUUGAUAAGCCGGCCCCGACCAACCACCAAACAAAUUUGAAUAAGAUUUUGCUCAAGGCCCCUAAAAGCAUGAGCAUCAGAUGCUUCUCUAGAACACCGUUGAACCUCUAAAAUUAUUAGUAUUAGUAUAUUAAUUGAUAAUCGUAUUAGGGCCACACUGUAGUGAAAAGAGAACUUAAUAGAAAACAUUUGGAACCUCACGUGAUGAAAGUUAGGGUUUCUGGAACAAGUUGGAAUAUUAAAAAUUCUCAAUUUGAUAGAAAAAAAAUUGCCAGUUAAACCCUUCUACAUAAUCUGACAAGAACAGUGACGAUUUUGUAAGAAUAAAAUGGGAAUAUGUAUUUUUCUUCUAAUUUAGGUCUCUAUUCUUGUAUAAUUAUAUCUUUGGCAUUAUUAAGAGUAAAGCAGGUUGUAAUUUGUUUUGCCAUUUUAGUUCUUCUAAUAUCAACACUUUAUUCUUAAAAAUAACUGACAUCUCAGCAAAUCACAACUUUUGAUAGAUUUUCAACAUUUCACUCAUCAUAUCAUGACUAUGCUUUGUAAAAUUAACUCUUUUGUUGUCAGAUGGAAUCUUCAAAACAAAAACUCUGAAGAGUUAUUCUUGGAAUAUGACCUCUUCAUUCCUAAAAAUGUAAGACUAUGUGGGAAAAAUAUCUUAAUUUUAUCAAAAUAGUGGUACUACUUCAUUCCCAUAAAAGUACCAUUUCUCCAUAUUUUAAAAAUUAAAUUUUACAUCAAACCUGUAAAUGUCAUUACAUUAUUAUUACUACAACUGUUUUCCCUGUCAAGGAAAUUAUUUUUUUUCCCCUCAUAAAAUGACAAUAUUAAUUCUUUUCUGCUAAAAUUGCCACACUGUCCUCUACCGCACUGCUCUGCCACUGCACCUCCUCACCACGCUCUCCCAUCAGAGAGUGGAUCUUUUUUUUUUUUUUUUGAGACUUGAGACAAGAACAGACAGUCCAUUCAUCCGUCAACACGACUGGAACGGAGCAUCCCAAAUUCCCUUUCCCUGGCCCCGCUGUUACCGUAGAAACCAGCAAGACGGUGGGGGGGGGGGGCCCAGAGGAUCCAUAAUCCGAACGGCUUUUGAAGUGCGUUUUUGUGUAUUGUCACACAGAUGCUCACCAAGGUCACAUGAACCCCCCCUUCAAUAGCCUAAAAGCCUUUUAAACGAUCACUGAACUAUACAGGAGCUUUUAUCACAACACUACCUAUUUACCCCCGUUUCUUGUGUGUGUUCCUAAGUGUGUGUAUGGUGGAAUUAGGUGUAUGUUAGACGAGCUGUGCGUGGCAGACGUCCAGAAAGCUUCGUGAUCCGGAUAAAGGUGACCGCAGAGAAUGCAGCCCCCCUCAUGUUCACUUGCCCCCCGCUGGGUAAGCCUAUUCGCUCAUCCGUAUUAUUAGGAACGAGGGGAUGAUGAUACCUUGGGAGAGAGAGUGAGGGAGUUCUUGACCACCGGUUGCGUGUGCGUGUGUGUCAACUAGUGAGUCCAAUCCAUGUAUUGAAAUGACUGAGGCAGCCAAAGACUGGACAAAAAAAAAAGAGGUGACCGUGCAGAACAACUGAAUAUUGUAACAGAAAAAAAUGUGACAGUUUUUCCCGAACAAUGGUGACGGAUGUCUGUUAAGUUUAAGUAAAUGAAUACAUAAAUUAAAACAAAAACAAGAAAAAGUAUGUGGAAUGGGGUUCUUUAUGGUAUGUUUGGGAGGGCCCGGGUUUAGCAUUUUUGCCCAGUGGUGAGCAAAACUUUCUUUUGAAAAAAUUUUUUUUGAUGGCCACUAUAGUGCAUGAAUUCUUCCCCAGAGAGGAAGAAGAGGGCUUCACCACUUAGUCUAUUUAAUAAUGAAAUAAAAAUAUUAUGACCAGUUUUUUGGGGGGAGGGGUCAUAAUGGGUAAAAAAAUAACAAACAAAAAAAAAAACAAGUACUGUAAAUUGAAAAGAACGUGUCAAUUUACUAAGUCUGGCAAUUUGUCUCGGGGGGAAUGGUGUAUACAGCAAGGCCUUAUGUGAUCUGUAUUAUAGUUAAUAAAUGAAAUCUUG
Molecule: messenger RNA, 10639 nt
Organism: Syngnathoides biaculeatus (alligator pipefish)
Lineage: Eukaryota; Metazoa; Chordata; Actinopteri; Syngnathiformes; Syngnathidae
Gene: arhgap35a
Product: Rho GTPase activating protein 35a
Exons: 8
Coding region: 2600-7264 (1554 amino acids)
Biological process (GO): signal transduction
Molecular function (GO): GTPase activity; GTP binding
Source: RefSeq, a predicted model, not a curated record